Messenger RNA from Cuculus canorus (common cuckoo), 3871 nucleotides. It is a transcript of the gene FOXN4, whose product is annotated as forkhead box N4. Gene Ontology annotation, molecular function: transcription cis-regulatory region binding; DNA-binding transcription factor activity, RNA polymerase II-specific. The coding region runs from base 1 to 1545 and encodes 514 amino acids. The record is from RefSeq and is a predicted model, not a curated record. NCBI's taxonomy places the organism in Eukaryota, Metazoa, Chordata, Aves, Cuculiformes, Cuculidae. Gene Ontology annotation, biological process: regulation of transcription by RNA polymerase II. The transcript has 9 exons.
AUGAUAGAGAGCGAUAUCCCCUCCAUAAUGUCAGGCAUCCUUAGGAACUCAGGGCAAAAUCACCACCCUUCCCAGGAGUACAGACUCUUAGCUUCUGACCCCUCCCAGCUGAGUGAAGAUGACCUCCCCAGUGACUUACAGUCCUUGUCGUGGCUGACAUCUGUCGAUGUUCCUCGGUUACAACAGAUGGCCAGUGGAAGAAUGGAUUUUAGCCUCGGUGCCCCGAAUGCAAUGCUGCAACAGACAGGUCCCGUAGCGAGCAAUAUGCACUCGACAGGAGCACCUGGAGCAAUGAUUCAUGUCCAGGCCAGCCUGCCACAGGGAAUCCUGGGCCUGAAUUCUCUUUCAACACACGGAGCAAAUAUGAGCCAGUAUGCUGUAGGUGGGCAGCUGUCUCCUAGUUUACAAACACAGCAGCAACUCUUUCCUCCUCCUCAUUCACAGCAAGUGUUUGCCCUAGCACAGAACACGCAACAGUGCAACCCAGCAGCGAUCUACAACACAUCCUAUGGGACUCAGCCCCACUAUUCCCAGCCACGCCUGGCUCCUCACUCUGCCCAAGAACUGCAUCCAAAGCAUUAUCCCAAGCCAAUCUACUCCUAUAGCUGUUUGAUUGCAAUGGCGCUGAAGAACAGCAAAACAGGCAGUCUUCCAGUGAGUGAGAUCUACAGCUUCAUGAAGGAGCACUUUCCCUACUUCAAGACGGCUCCUGAUGGCUGGAAGAACUCCGUGCGCCACAACCUGUCUCUCAAUAAAUGUUUUGAGAAGGUGGAGAAUAAGAUGAGUGGCACCUCUCGCAAAGGGUGCCUUUGGGCUCUCAAUCCUGCCAAGAUCGACAAGAUGGAAGAGGAGAUGCAGAAGUGGAAGCGGAAGGACUUGGCUGCCAUUCACAGGAGCAUGGCUAACCCAGAGGAGCUAGACAAGCUGAUCACUGACAGACCCGAGAACUGCAGGCGGCCCAGCAAACAGGCAGAGUCUGACGUCUCUGCCCUGAACCACAUGGCAGCAGCUCAAGGCCGAAUCUCCAUCUCCCAGCUGCAGCCUCAGCCCAUCAUGACGCUCUCGCUGCAGUCCAUCCCCCUCCAUCACCAGAUCCAGACCCAGGCUCGCAUCGCCCCAGACUCACCAGCACCUGCCCAAACGCCUCCUCUCCAUACUCUGCCUGACAUGAGCCACAGCCCUCUUCCCCAUCAUCCCAUGGGACGCGCACCUCCGGACUUUCUGAACGUGACAGCAGACGUGAACGCGGAGGUGGAUGCGCUUGACCCCAGCAUUAUGGAUUUUGCAUUGCAAGGUAACAUAUGGGAGGAAAUGAAAGACGACAGCUUCAGCCUUGAUACCCUGGCUGCCUUCAGCAACUCCCCGCUCCACCUUUCAGACUGUGACCUGGGCACCCCUGGCCUCACCCCGGUCUCCAGCGGCAGCGAUCACUCCUUCUCAGACUUGCAGGUCACCGGCCUUUAUACCACUUACACGACGCUGGACAACGUAGCGGCAGCUCAGUACAUGAACACCCAAGGCAACAAACCCAUCGCUCUGCUCUGAGUUUUGCACCAUUCCACGGACCUCUGACUCGGGGGCCAGUUUUCCUGACCAUUAAAAUCCAACCUGCAAUAACAGAGCUCCUUCUGCAGCCGCUUGGAACGUGUUUGCUCUUUACUGGGACAUAGAAUGUGAUGCCAAAAUAACUCGAACUCUUACCAGUAGAACCACUUUCACCGGUGACAACACUGAGGGAUGGGCAUGGACGGUCACGUUGCAGGACUGGUGAACUCUCACGAAGGCCCUGGAAGGCAUCGGUCAGCAGGAAUGUUCACUAGAAUGGAGCUGAGCUAAAAAAGAGUCCAGUUAAGGCAAAUACACAUAACGGACACUGUCGCCUGGAUGUGUACAUGGCCACUGGUCACCAUCCCCGUAGAAGCCAACGCAACGGGCUGGCCAGCACCAAGUUGAAAUCCAAAACUGCUGAUCACAUACCACAUAUAUCUUCAAUUGCCAAAUAACUCUUGUCCUUGAAGAAAGACCCCCACGUGGUUUCUGGAGACACUGGCACCGCUAAUACUUUUCUGAUGUAACUAUUGUUAAUUUAUUGUUCCGAGGCAGGAAAAAAAGGAGCAAAAAAUGUAAACCACAGCAGUUAUCUCUGGGAUUAAAAACAAAGUCCUUACCCUGUGAAGGAAGUGGUACUACUGAAUUAUUAAACUGAUCGCUGUCUAGAAGGUUUUAGGAAUUAUGCCUAUUUUAUUUAGGUUUUUAAAAAACAAGAUUAGAUUUGUUUAUAGCCUCGUGUAUUGUGCUUCUGUCUAUUCUUGUGCUAGGCAGUAUUACUAUUUGCAAAUUUAUUUAUAUUUAUUGUUAUGAAGAGAAAAGAAAUUAUGUAAACUGAGCACUGUUUGAUUUUUUUUUUUUUUAAAAUGCUGCAGUAACCUCUUUCACGUCCACUAAAUUAUUCAUAAUCAAAAAUGCAACCAUUUUCAUCACUGGUUUUUAUACUACUUUUUUUUUUAAAUAAGCACUUUUGAUACUGUGAAACUCAAAACUUCAGAGACCAAAUAUUGUAACUGUACUGUACCAGUUCAUAAUAAGUCUUUCUUUCCUAAUUAACCAAGUAAAGUCGAUUCUAAUGUAGUUGUUUAAAUUUUCAAACCCUGCUUUAUACUUGGUAACACAUGUUGUGAAAAAAUGUGGUAAAACAUUUGGAAAUAUAAAAAGCAACCUGUAUGUUGGAGUUUAGCAUUUAGUUUACUUAUACCUCUGUGACCAUGAAGUGAUAUUUAUAUCUUGUGUUUUGUCUGUUCCCGUGCAUUAAUAGAAUCCCCCAGGCUGGGUCCCAGUAUCCACGUGCUCACAGGCUCCUUUCUCCCAAACUCAUCCAUGUGCUAAAAUCCCAGAGGGUGGGGAAUGCUGGAGCCCCCCCCCCCCCCUUCUCGCUGAAAAUCACUCUUGGGAAGGUCCGGGGCUGGAAAACCUCGGUGCCUUCCCCAGCGUCUACAACCUCUUCCAAAAGGGCACAAUGCUCUAUGUCAUAAUUUAUUGUUCAAGAUCAAAUAUGAUUCAUGAUCAUUUGCUGUGAUGGGCAUCAUCAAUGAUGUCUUCGUUGUUUUAAAUAAACAUUUCUUAGCACUAAGCCUGGCUCGUCGCGGAUGUGCUGUGUUAUAACCGCUCUGCUGUCGGGUGAGCCCUUUCCACAUGGCACAGUUUGGCAUUCAACAGGAAUUUGGAGGCAUCUGCUGCUAGAAAUCCAACACGGUGGGGAAAUGGUGUCAUACAGCUUAGGGAUGGUGACAAAUGGACAAAGCUCAGACACAUCUGACUCUGGCCACGGUGUCCGAGCGUGUUGAAGAGCCGGCCCUGCUCUGGACUCGUGCGCUUACGUAUCACCACUACCAGAAAAGCUGUACACAAAGCAGUCACGGUGCCCACCUGCAAAUGGAAGUGAGGGCGCAUCUCUAAAAGAGCAGCUUUGCCCAGGCUUCGUUGCCUUUACAGACGUAACAUUACGUCUAUGUUGAGACUUUAUGACUAGCUCAAAUCCUCCAGGAGAUUUACCCCUCCAGGGUUUACAGCUAUUUACUACAUGAACUCUUUUUCAUAGAAUCAUGGAAUGGUUUGGGUUGGAAGGGACCUCAGAGCCCAUCCCAUUCCACCCCCUGCCAUGGGCAGGGACACCUCCCACUGGAUCAGGGGCUCCAAGCCCCAUCCAACCUGGCCUGGAACCCCUCCAGGGAUGGGGCAGCACCACUGCUCUGGGCAACCUGGGCCAGGGCCUCCCCACCCUCACAAUGAAGAAUUUCUCCCUGCUCUCCAGUCUCUAGGUUUCAAUUCUGUCAACCUAUUCCUGAAAAUCUCUGUGCCUAAAGGUGUGGAAGAG